CUACAGAUGUUGCCCGACUUAGCUGUCUGAUACACGGAUGUCGUCUGCCAGCGAUUGACAUGUUUACAACACAAUUUAAUGAAGACUCUCAACCUGACAUCAACAACCAGGGGUCGUAGGUCAAGUUCUGUGACCUUGUGACUGCCAGAAAAUACUUAUUGGAUGUAAGUAAGUAGAUGAUGAAACGAAACAAACAAAACUACGUGUCACGUGAGUCCACCAAGAACGACUGUGUCCAAUAACAAUGGCGCAAGACAAUAAGUAUUUAAUGGACCCCUAUUGAGUUAACAGAAAAUCACAGAGGAAUUUAACACUAUUAAUGCCCAUGUACAAACAAACGAGUAUGAUCAAUUUCAUCAAUCUUUGCUAUGGAAAAUAAUUUUUAAAACCUUGUUGCAUUAGCGGCCUGUGGUAUCGAUCUGUUCACAUAACAAUCGACAUACCCAUUCGCUCCCUGUGCGGCAUUGGGUCGAGCGCCUACAGUGAUGAGAACAAAGCUUCAUCAAAGAAAAGAGGAAAUGAUGCAAACUUUGCUGAAAAAUUAAAAGAUAAUCGUGAAGUUGUCUACUUUAUUUUGUGCAUCUGGAUUCAUUUGUCUUCGCAGCUGUUAGUUGACAGAGCAAAUGUUUAACAUCUCAAGUAAAAUGAUCCAUGUUUAAAGGAUUCAGUGCCACCGAAUCGGAGCUCCCCACAGAUUAUUUGAUAAAAACAAUUCGAAACGUUGUUUAGGACAUCUAAAAAUGGAAGAUAAUACUACGUCAUUAAUAACGCUUGAUUACGUCAUCCAGCAUAAACUACAGGAGAACAUCGCAGCUAUUGUGUUCACGUGCGUGUUAUUAUUGAUAGGGAUCCCGGGAAACUCUCUCGUCUGCUACGUGUACCUCCGCUGGAAAGAAAAAGGCUCGUCAAAGGUUUUUAUCUUAUCUUUAGCAAUCGUUGAUCUUUUUAAUUGUCUCAUUACCAUGCCAACAGAACUCGCCAUGAUGACAAAUCCUAUGAAUUUUGAUUUCAAUAUUAUUUGUAAACUAUCUCGGUUUUUUACCUAUCUGUGCAACACUUUCGCUGCGCUCAUCAUGGUUGUCAUUGCUAUAGACAGAUACCAAAGGAUCUGUAGCAGCAGCAAAAGGGGCAUGAGUGUCCGUCAUGCAAACAUUGGGAUUGUCAUUUGCCUCGUAGUUUCUAUAUUUAGCACUUGGCCUGCCCUGGUCAUGUAUGGAACUUUUACCACCGUGUUGGACACCAACGUUUUCGCUAAGAACUGCUUGGUUGAGAACAGGUUCCUGAACUCGCCAUUUGUUCUCUCUUAUUUUGCUUUUCAUAGCAUUGCAACCAUCACAAUUUUUACUGUAAUAUCAGUGUUAUAUUCGUUUAUUGGAAUCGCAGUGUACAAACGAUGGAAGUUUCGAAAGCAGUAUAUGUCCAACUCCAAGGACGUUCUUGUUCGACUGUCAAGGACAAAUAAUUCUCAAAAUAAUUUGACCUCCCGAGAAAGUACGACCGUGGACUCGCUAUCUGUGAUCAGGAACGUGAAGAUUAAAGACGUACACACACCGCCGGGUAUCCCAAAACUCAGACUGGAGAAGACAACCUUGAUGUUGUUUAUUGUGACCUUGGCCUACAUUCUGAGCUUCCUCCCUUUCCUGUCAUUGGCCAUUCACCGAUCUGUUUAUCCCGGGGAGUGGGAACACAUAUCAUACGGGGGUGAAGUGGUGUAUCAGGUGUUCCUCAGAUCGUAUCUCAUUAACUCAUGUGCUAACCCGAUCAUCUACUCGUUCUUUAACUCACUUUUCCGGAGAGAGUGUGAAAAGAUGUGUUGUCCGAGAAGAAGGGUGAUCGCUACGUCACUGUCAUGAGACAUCAAUCUGUGAAGCUUGCUGAACCAUGGUUCAACCACAACACACUACAUCACAUAUUGACAAUUGCACAAAAUUAUCAUCUUUAAAAAAAAUAGUUGAAACGUGUUUUUUUUAUUUUUGACGAAGUCUUUUACUGACUAGAGUGAUUUCUUUAAGUGGCAUGACUAUAUUUGUAAUCACCAAGGCUGUGCAGACAAAUUGAAUACCGCGUUAGCUGCACCGAUUGGUGUGUUAUAGGACCGACAACAUCCAAAAAUAGGUAUUCAAUGCUUAUAAUUAUAUUCAUAUUGAUGUUUAUUUGCAUUAAGUAUUUGUGUAUUAUCACUUUAAAGCCUUUAUAUACGCCCUUAGUAAGGGAUAUGAAACAUACACGGAACAGCAAUAUAAACAUGUUAUUUAGUUCGAUUCCGCGACAAAAAAUUUAGUGCCAGAAACUUUGUAGGGAAAAAUCCUUUGUUUAAAAACGAGUAGAUAUAUGAUUAAAUGAUUAUUUUUCCUCACAUUGGUAAUGUAAGGUUUCAUUUAAUCUUACAAUAAUAAAUGUGAUGGCGUUUAUACCUGUGGUCAUGGUGCAUGGAUAGGCUAAGAGUAUUAAUAUGGAAUUUGAACGUCGCAGAUUUCCAAUGCAAACAUAAGGGGAAAUAUACACUGAAUGUAAAUAUCUAAUGUUUAAGAUAUUUAAAUAAACAUGAUAGUGUGAUUAUAGUUUUCAGUAUACAAGUAUGUUGAUUAUUCUAGACACUUAAAAUGUGCGACCUGGGACUGGUUUGAUAGAUGGCAUUUAGUAACUGUAAAAUCGAUCAUGGAAUUGUGACUUUUUUGUUAUCAUUUGAGAACUACGAUCAUGAGACUCCAUAAUCAGUCGCCUGUAUUUGAUGAUUGAACUGAAGAACUCUUCCUGGAUUAAUGUAGUAAGCGGAUGAUCAGGGUUGUCAUUACUCCCAAAGGAAAUAGUUAAUGAUCCUUUUGUGUACUAAACCUCAAGAUGGAAUUUUAUCGAGAUAAUCUCAUACAUAAAAGACAAAUGUCCUAUAUACAUAGCCACUAUAUGCAAUGAAAUAAAAAGUAUCACAAGUUUAGAAAAGAAAAAUGAAGAUUAAUUAUUUUGAUGGUAAACCCGAGCUUACGAAGCUUGCCUGAAAACUUGUAAUUCGGUUUUGUGUGGUUCCAUUGUAGCUAGUCAAGGUCAGAUGAAAGGCCUUCAUGUCUUAUGUUACCACCAAACAUAGGGGCCGGGUCCCUCUGAAGUAUUGGAUAACCCUCGUAUUAAUUUCCCAAGAGUGACCAGGGUCCACAGAAUGACAAAUGUUCUAUAUAUCAUCGACUCUUAGUGCCCGCGGCCAACCCUGUCUGUCCCAGGGUGUUCAGGUAGGCUCUAUAUACGAAAUCUACCCUAACACAUUUUACAAGUCCAAUUCAUUGAAAUGAUGUGCUUUCUUUGUGUGAGCGUUUUGCAGUUAAUCUAAAGACAUUGCUCAACACAAAUUAAAUUUCCUCCUUCUGUAUUUCUAAAUGGCAUAUUAAUUAUAUAUAUUGAAAGAGCACAUAUCUUGCCAUGAUCAAAUUACUCUGAAAAACGAAUCAGUAUCGAUUAUGGAUGCUUUCCAUUUUGAUUAUUCACUGCCAUAAUGCAUGAACAUUUAAUUAUAGGAUAUCAAUUGAACAUACAACCAUCUUAGUUUGACAAAUACAACCCCAAAAUACAAUUGCCAGAUGUUUUAAAUUUCUACGAGAGAAUUUCCAAUAAUCCAUCUUGGUCAAUUCAGCUACGUUCUAUUGACUGUUUGAAUGGAAGUGGAAAUGUUAUAUCUUGUACUCGCUGUAAGAUUUAUUGGCCAUUAUUUGCCAGAAAGAUCCGUGACUGAUACUUGAUGAAAGUAAACCAUUUCACUUCCAAAAUCAUCUUACCUGCUUUACUGCAAGAUGUAACACAUGAUUUUAUAUGAACUAUGAGAAAUCUGACCACGAACACAAUCCAGAUAUUAUUACCAUUCUUGGGAUUUUAAUUGAUUAAGUACACUGAGAUGAAAUAAUGUCCAU
This is a messenger RNA of Magallana angulata, 3896 nucleotides long. Its product is annotated as cholecystokinin receptor type A-like. Bases 741 to 1853 code for a protein of 370 amino acids. Gene Ontology annotation, cellular component: membrane. Gene Ontology annotation, biological process: neuropeptide signaling pathway. NCBI's taxonomy places the organism in Eukaryota, Metazoa, Mollusca, Bivalvia, Ostreida, Ostreidae. Gene Ontology annotation, molecular function: neuropeptide receptor activity. The record is from RefSeq and is a predicted model, not a curated record. The transcript has a single exon.